AUGUCACCACCACUCCCUGGUUGGGAUGACCCUGCAUCGAGUGCUGGGGCCCCUCAGACCAGCACCCCCCCAGCCGAGUACAAUGGAGGGCGUCGAGGUAGCAGCUCUGGCGGCAGAGACGAGCGUGGUAGGAGGCGGAGUAGGAACGACUCUCGUGGGAGGAGUCGAGGCUCAGGUCGGGAGAGUCGAAGGCGUUCAAGGUCCAGAGACCGUGGUAGCCGUCGUCACCGCGGGAGGUCUGGGUCGUCGUCGGGGUCUGAGAGUCCUAGAAGCUCAAGAUCACGGUCUAGAUCGAGACGGAGGCAUGCGAGGAAGAGCGGCUGGGAUGAUGAGACGGAGCAGCCCGAAACAAAGCAAAGCAACUUCAGCUCGGCCCCUCCGGACGGCUCAGUCGACCCCCAACAGCUCCUCUUGCAGCAAGCAAUGAUAUCUGGUGGGGCUGGGGCCAAUAAGAAGGCGAAGGAGCUGUAUGUGGGUAACUUAGCACAGGGACAGGCGACGCAGGCCAACAUACGAGCCUUCUUCAACAACGCCUUGUCGGCUCUACCAGAAUACCAACAGAAAUAUGCGGCACUGUUGCCUACUGGUGCAGUGAGGGAAGUGAGGAUGUCAGCUGAGGGGAUGUAUGCCUUUGUGGAGGUCGCGUCGGAGGAAAUCGCCGUUACUUGUCUGGAGCUGGAUAAGGCUGAAUUCCUCGGACGGCCACUGAAGAUCGGCCGACCCACGGGUCUAGUGCUGCCGGGCCCUGCCCCACCCCCGAUGGACGUCAGCGUCCUGCGCAAUCAAGGCUUCCUACCUACAAAGGCAAUGCCGUCGAACCCCUCACAGAGCCGGAAGCAACGGGAGCUCUAUGUUGGCAAUCUCGCGAUCGGUGUGGUGACGGCGCAAGUCCUCCAUGAACUGUUCGAGCCUGCUUGUAAAGUGCUCCCGGACUACGACCCGGCCCUGGGACCACCAGUGUUGCAAGCGGACAUCAGGGGCGAUGGGAGGUUUGCCUUUGUGGAGUUCCAGAACGAUCGAUUAGCAACAGCUGCUUUGAGCAUCUUCAAUGGGAUGGAAGUACUCGGCCGACGCCUGAUCGUGAGUCGACCUCAAGGCUUCGUGGAGGGCGGCGCUGCUGCCCCUGCCGGUCUGCCAGGGUCAACUGGUCAACAAUGGAAUGCGCUGCCGCAACAAGCCGGUAUGGGCGGUUGGGGUAUGACCGCUAGCAACGGGGGGCAAGGCUGGGGUGGGGCCCAGCCGAUGCUACAGCAGCAGGCAUGGGGUGCUGGAGGCUUCUCCGAUAACGCUAAUGUGAUGCCGGUACAGAACCCUCGAAGCUUCGGAGGUCAGAAUGACGGCCAGGACGCGGCAGCACGAGCGGGGGCUGAGGCGGCUCAGGCGCUCUUGGGCGGCGGGAACUAGUGAGAUGGAUGGUGAUGAUGGCGGGCUGGUCUCGAGGCAAGUUUAGAAGGGGUUUGCACAGCCACCA
Messenger RNA from Perkinsus marinus ATCC 50983, 1471 nucleotides. RefSeq names its product Splicing factor U2AF 65 kDa subunit, putative. Bases 1 to 1404 code for a protein of 467 amino acids. NCBI's taxonomy places the organism in Eukaryota, Perkinsozoa, Perkinsida, Perkinsidae. Gene Ontology annotation, cellular component: U2AF complex; commitment complex; U2-type prespliceosome. Gene Ontology annotation, molecular function: poly-pyrimidine tract binding; pre-mRNA 3'-splice site binding. The record is from RefSeq and is a predicted model, not a curated record. The transcript has 10 exons.